AUGGACAAGAAGAAGGUGAUAGAUACGCAACAAUACAUAGCACGGUGGGCCAUUGAGAAUGGUAUUGCUUUCAAUGCCAUUCAAAGUGAUAGUUUCAAGCUAAUGACAGAGGCUAUUGGGCAGUUUGGUCUACCUACGUCGAGUCGGUAUCGCUUGGGUGGUCUAUGUUUGAAAGUGGAGGUUGCGAGAGUUAAGAACUCCUUAGAGAAGCAUGAAGAUGAGUGGGCCAUAUUCGGUUGUUCCAUUAUGACUGAUGCUUGGACUGACCGUAAAAGAAUGAGCAUUAUGAACUUGUGUGUUCAUUGUAGGGAAGGGAUCUCUUUCAUUUCCUCAAGGGAGGAUUCCGAUGCAUCCCAUACGGGAACAUACAUAUUUGACUGUGUUGACAAAUGCAUUGAAGAUGUAGGGCAGGAAAAGGUGGUGCAAGUUGUGACGGAUAACACUUCUAAUAACAUGGCAGCUGCAAGUUUGAUGGAAAAGAAGCGACCCAAUUUAUUUUGGACUUCUUGUGCCGCACAUACGGUGAAUCUUAUGCUUGAGGCAAUUGGUAAACUUCCAAGGUUCAAGAGUGCAAUUGAUAAGGCAAGGGCCUUAACCAUAUUCAUAUAUGCUCAUCACUCAACCCUAAGCAUGAUGAGAAAGAUGACGAAGAAGCCUGACAUAGUACGACCGGGUGUGACACGCUUUGCUACUAAUUGCCUUUGUUUGUAA
Molecule: messenger RNA, 711 nt
Organism: Tripterygium wilfordii
Lineage: Eukaryota; Viridiplantae; Streptophyta; Magnoliopsida; Celastrales; Celastraceae
Exons: 1
Coding region: 1-711 (236 amino acids)
Source: RefSeq, a predicted model, not a curated record